Molecule: messenger RNA, 1899 nt
Organism: Saccostrea cuccullata (small rock oyster)
Lineage: Eukaryota; Metazoa; Mollusca; Bivalvia; Ostreida; Ostreidae
Exons: 8
Coding region: 88-1899 (603 amino acids)
Source: RefSeq, a predicted model, not a curated record
CAGUAAUCAAGGUAAUUGAUGGCAUGAAAUUCCUGAAUUCGGUUCAAAUUAUUCAAUAUUAGAUCGAAGUAUCAAAGAUAACGUGAGAUGAUGGGAGAUGCACCUAGCCCCUCGGUGUUGUACUUUAAUCCAAAGAAAUCUACAGAAAAUUUUGCCCGACUCUGUCAGUUCCUGGUGACAAUCUGUUGUGACGUCAUGCGGGACAUUCUAUGUCAACAUAUAAAACCUGCCAAUUUAAGAAUGGAAUUGGACAAAAAUAAAUCAAAAUUAGAAAAAAUAACGAAUAAACAGGAAAAAGACUUGCUGUAUCCUCCACAUUCAUCUUCCAGUAGUGUUCCGCAAAUAAGAUUCAGAGAUCUGGAUUUAUCAUUACUCUACAAGAUUUUGCGCAAUCUAUGCAAUAUUCCGACACAUAUAGCUGGUUGGGGAAAUCCACCUCGUCAAUCAGACUUUUCUUUAGCUGCAUGUAUAGAAAGGAUCCGCAUUUUACGUAAUUCCAUCUCUGGACACUCUACCAAUGGUACUGUUGAUGACAUGGAGUACGAGGAUUACUGGAGAAAUUUAAGGACUUCGGUCGUGGAGAUUGAGAGAGAAGUCACCGGUAGCGAUAGAUAUGAAAGAGGAAUAGACCAUUUAUAUGACUGUGAUUUGAACCCGACCAAAUCCAAGGAAUAUGUUGACGAAAUUAGGAGAUGUUCAGGAGAAAUGAAAAUUAAAAGAGAAAGAAUUUAUCUUGUUGAAGAGGAAGUAGAGACUAAGAGAGUACGACUUGACACAAUAUAUGAAAGACAAGCAGUUUACGAGGACAGUAAUGUAAAAUUCAAAGCAAAUGUAGAGGCCAGAUUAACUGAGAUUGCUGAGAGUCUAACAGCUAUUAAAUCUGAGACGUGUUUGCUGAAAGGGUUGAAAACGACAGAGUCGAUAUUACAACACGACAAGGGUUUGUCAUCAAAUAGUAAUAGCAUGAGUAUUCUUGAUGAGAUUAUUACGAGUGAUACAACAACAUACACAAUAAGCAAAUCAACAACAACCAUUAAAUUUAAUUCUGCUUUACCUGGAAUGGCACCCGUCUCUCUAUUCUCCAUGCAUUCGACAAUAAACAACAAAUGUUGGCUGUUGGUUCCUCAUACCUCACCCAAGUCGCCACUUUUGCCUGAUACACUACAGUGUUCGAGACUGUAUCUUCUCAGUGACAUCGGUGUUAUCAAAGAAAUCAAAAUACCAGAGGAAUACGACAUUGGAUUAAUCUCAACUCAGGUUAAGGCCAAUGAAGAGAGCGAGGCUGUGUUUGCUUAUAAACAUUCAUUAGUAGCUAUUGGUGAGAAUGGUGUAUUCCGCAAGAUGUUUGAUUUUGAUGUGACGUAUAAACACAAAAGUAUAUGCCGUAUGCAUUCUGGUAACUAUAUCAUAACUAAGGUUCAGACAUAUCCAAUAUUCAAUGAAUACAAUAAUGAAGGAUCUCUCCUGAGUAGUUGGGAAUUACCUGAAGACAUAAGAUUACAGCAUUCUUACUUGAGAGUAUAUCAAAAUAGUAACAGAGACAUGAUUCUCACGAAUCAUCACCCCUUUGGCAUUACCAAACAUUUAUGCAUUGAAGAGGAAUUUCGUAAUGUCAAAUGGACUUUGGAAUCGGAAGAGCAAGGAAUAAUUAUCCCGGUUUUGAACAAAAAAGGUGAGUUUCUUUAUGGACAUGGACGGUCCAUUGACUUAAUGAACAGUGAAGGUGAAAUUGUCGAUACCAUUUAUAAAACACCAAAAGAUGUUAAGAUAAGAAACCUUGCUUACAGCAGUAAUGGAACGAUAUGGGUCUUGUACAAUUCUUCUGAAAUUGACAUAUUCAAAGUGGAAAUCCCUAAAAUCCUUUCUGACGAUAAGGGAUUUGGUUGUGUUCAUAAAUGA